Molecule: messenger RNA, 750 nt
Organism: Rhopalosiphum maidis (corn leaf aphid)
Lineage: Eukaryota; Metazoa; Arthropoda; Insecta; Hemiptera; Aphididae
Product: general transcription factor 3C polypeptide 6
Exons: 3
Coding region: 302-658 (118 amino acids)
Source: RefSeq, a predicted model, not a curated record
UUCUGUGCUGUUAGUAUCACCGGUCAAUGUAUAAUAUAAUAUUACGAUGUUCAUUGCUUGACGUCAACGGGGUUGGGGGACCGGAAUUGUUGGAAUUAGAAAUGUAAAAGUGUUUUGGAGCGUUUUCCAUUUAGAACGUAAUACCUCGGCUAACUCCUAAUACUACUGUGUUACCGUCAUCCGAAUUGAAAUUCGUAUUUUGUAAUGUCAACUGAAGUGAACGAUGUACAAUAUCUAGGGUUGCAGGAUUAUUAAUUGUAAAAACCGUACGACAAUCUACUAGUGUUAAUAUUGUUAUGUUAUGAUGGAUUCCAAUAAUGAUUCAACAGACACACAGGAUUUCGAAGAAAUUGUCGAGGAAGCCUUAAUUCACGUCACCGUGGAUAAUGCUGAUGAAAUAUCCAUUUUAAAUGUAAACAGCAAUGUCCGAGUGUUAGCCGUGGACUCAGAAACUCCAGUAUUACAAAUCGAAAACAAGAUUUUCCAUUUUAACGAAUGGAAGUAUAUAACUGGGACUGCUAUGUUUUUCGAGCGGAAAAACGAGGUGAAAAAAAUUGAUCCUCUAUAUGAUAAUAGAUGUGGUACUGUUUUACAAUAUAUAGGUUCCACUCGCAAAUGUUUAGAGAUGACAAAAAAGGAAAAUAUGAAUACACAAUAAUUUUAUAUUUUUUUUCUACUAAUUUAACGUAUUGUAAAUUGAUAUUUUUAAUUCUAACAUCUAUGUAUGUUUUAAACAAUUUUGUACAUUAU